ACAGUGAACUGCUUUCCCAUUGUACCAGCGCUCAAUAGCUAAGAUGCUCGAAUAUGAAUUGGCAGUAAAAUAACCAUGAAGAGAUCUCAUAAUUUCGGGCCACAGAGAACGCUUUUAGCGAAAGUUUGCACGGUCGUCGAUGAUAUAGUACGCAGAAAGGAGGAUAGUCCGUGAAAAAUGAGUCUGAGCGUAAUAUAUGAAAGAUUAAAGCGGGAGGUGUAGAAUGUGCAGAAUAUGGACCGGGGAGCCCCAUUCGAUCAUUCUGGAGCUAGUUUCGUAUGACGAUGAGUUGCUAGCAUUGGUAACUAGCGCGAAGUUCCAAACAGCUGCAUAUUACUCUCAUGUGGUACAAAUGAACGAGACGUGUAGCAAUGGCAGAUUACCGGUGAAUAACCCAUUGGGCCAAUCUCAACAUAUUAGUCCUCCUAUGUACACGCAAACCUCCUGCCUUUGAUGAAGACGAGUGUUUUGAAUUUUGGGAGGC
This is a messenger RNA of Serpula lacrymans var. lacrymans S7.9, 484 nucleotides long. RefSeq lists its product as uncharacterized. The coding region runs from base 224 to 454 and encodes 76 amino acids. NCBI's taxonomy places the organism in Eukaryota, Fungi, Basidiomycota, Agaricomycetes, Boletales, Serpulaceae. The transcript has 5 exons. The record is from RefSeq and is a predicted model, not a curated record.